Molecule: messenger RNA, 796 nt
Organism: Diabrotica balteata
Lineage: Eukaryota; Metazoa; Arthropoda; Insecta; Coleoptera; Chrysomelidae
Source: the annotation of a GenBank genome assembly
AGUUGUAUGCACACAAUUACAACACAAUGAAAUCCGCUCUUAUUCUCCUUGCAGCCGUUGUGGCAGUAGCUUUGGCUGAACACAGUCCUGAAAUUAAAUUUGUUAAGGAUGGACUCGUUGGAGAUGGAACUACAACUCGUUAUUGGGAUUGUUGUAAACCUUCUUGCUCAUGGAAAGAAAACAUCAAAACACCUAGCAUGGUGCCAGUUGCUUCUUGUGAUAAAACAGGUGUAACCCAGCUGAAACCAUCUGUAAAAUCAGGUUGUGAUGGAGGUGAUUCCUUUAUGUGCAACAGUCAACAACCUUGGGUUAUCAACAGUACUUUGGCUUACGGUUUUGGUGCUUUUUCUUCCACUGGAGGAGUUGAAUAUAACUCAUGCUGCGCUUGUCUGUUAUUGAGCUUUACCGACCAAAUUUCAAACAAGAAAUUGCUUUUACAAGUUACAAAUACUGGUAGUGACUUGGGCAGAAAUCAUUUUGACAUUGCUCUUCCUGGAGGUGGUGUUGGAAUUUUCACUGAAGGUUGUCACGACCAAUGGAAUGCCCCAUGGAGUGGUUGGGGAGACCAGUAUGGUGGUGUUGCUAGCAAAGCUGACUGUAAUACUCUUCCUAAAGAAUUACAACAAGGAUGUACCUUCCGAUUUGACUUCUUUGAAAAUGCAAACAAUCCAAAAGUACAUUUCGAACAAGUUGAAUGUCCUGCUGAAAUUGUGGCCAAAUCUGGUUGCAACCUUCCAAUAUAAUAACUUAAAUAAUUUGUUUUAAAAUUGUAUAAUAAAUUCUAUUUUUCAUAGUA